AUGUUUGAUGAUGUGAAGGAGCACACUUACAAACUGGCCAAGAAGAGUCUGACUCCCUCACAAACCGGUGCGAUCCUGAGAGACUCUCAUGGUGUUGCCCAAGUACGUUUUGUGACAGGUAAUAAAAUCUCGAGAAUCCUUAAGUCUAAAGGACUUGCUCCUGCUCUCCCUGAGGAUGUCUACCACUUAAUUAAGAAAGUGGUUGCUGUUCGAAAGCAUCUUGAGAGGAGCAGAAAGGACAAGGCUGCCAAGCUCCGCCUGAUCCUCACUGAGAGCUGGAUUCAUUGA
Messenger RNA from Octodon degus (degu), 288 nucleotides. RefSeq names its product 40S ribosomal protein S13-like. Gene Ontology annotation, cellular component: nucleolus; cytosolic small ribosomal subunit; ribosome. Gene Ontology annotation, molecular function: small ribosomal subunit rRNA binding; structural constituent of ribosome. The transcript is spliced from 2 exons. Bases 1 to 288 code for a protein of 95 amino acids. Lineage: Eukaryota; Metazoa; Chordata; Mammalia; Rodentia; Octodontidae. Gene Ontology annotation, biological process: translation. The record is from RefSeq and is a predicted model, not a curated record.